AUGAUGGGAGUGGGCAACGCUGCGUCUUCCAUUUCUUUCUCUUAUUGUGGUUUAAUCCCAAAAAAUCCAAACCUAACUCUUAAAACCCAACAUUUACUCUUUAAAGUCAGUUCCACCCAUAAUUUCCAUUUCCACAGUAAAAUACCUGCUACUAGUUCAACGUUCCGCCGUCUACAUGCUCGACGAAAAGACAGCAUUGCUCCUCCAGCUUUCGUGAGCGAUUUUGAUGACCAGUACGAUGAUAUUGACGAUGAUGAGAUUGAUUAUGAUGAUGAAGAUGACGAAGAAUUUAUGCCGUUUGGGAAGAUGAAGAAGUGGCUUGAGGAAAAACCACGUGGGUUUGGUGAAGGCAAAGUUUAUGACACUCGUACUGAAGACAAACUGCUUGAAGAAAUUGAACAGAGCAGACUUGCUCAGGCUGCUAAUAUUAAUAAUCUCAAAAAUCCUAAUCCUGCUGCACCCAACAAGACUGGCCACCAAACUAAGAAAGCACCCGAUGCUAUACCAACUGGUAUUUGUGUGAGUGUCUUCAACCUUCCAAAGAAAAAGAACAUCCACAGAGAUUUGAAAUCAGCUUUUAAAGAUGUCUGUGGUAUUCUUAAUAUAAUCCCAGCUGUUUCUGGAAACAAGAAGACAAAAGAUCCUAUUUGCAAGGGCUAUGCUUUUGUUUAUUUCAAGUCAGAGGAGGAUGCUGCUAGCUAUGACAAACUAUUGAAGAUUGUGAUUUCUAUUGCUGGUCUUGAAAACAUCACUCCUGGUUUCUACAAUCGACAAACUCUUAUAGCUAUUUUGCUUCGAGAGGGUGGCGAGGAAAAUCAUCCCAGAGUCUUCCAACGCUUGUUUCUUGUAGGACAGUUCAUCUCGUUGACAUGCAUUAGCUCAUCUGAUUGGCUUAAGCAAAGUAUAGCAUUUGGUAAGAUUCAGAAGCAAAUAAAAUGUGAGAUGAAAAAUUCUAGCUCCUCAUCAUCUUUUGAUGAUAAGUCAGCUGGCAGCUUCUCCUCUGACACAGCUAAAUCUGAUGACCUGGAUGAUUCUUUUGAUGAUCUGCCUCCGCCAUUGGUGGCUUCUGUCAUGGAAGGACAGCUAAAUGCUGAUUUCAAAAUGGAUGAUUCUUUCUUUGAAGAAUCUGUCUCUGACACAUCUGAAGCUGAUGACCUGGAUAAGGAGCUAGAAGAUAUAACAGAGAAUGUUGAAUCUUUAAGCACAUCAGACUUGAGUGGUCGUGAUAGUUCAGAGUCAAGGAUGGAACCAGCUACUGGUUCCCUUUCCUUGAAGAAACAAGACAAAAAACGGGUUUCUAAGAAAAAGAUAAUUGCAAAAGGAGGGGGGCAGAAGGUUCCGAAGUUGGACAUCCCAGGGUCUGCAAAGAGGUUAAAGAUGAAGGAGAAGGCAGUGCUAACAGAUGUGUUCACUAAAUAUGGAUUAAAAGCUACUAUGGCUUCAACGAAAGAGAGUUGA
Dovyalis caffra is the source of this 1458-nucleotide messenger RNA. The record is from the annotation of a GenBank genome assembly. NCBI's taxonomy places the organism in Eukaryota, Viridiplantae, Streptophyta, Magnoliopsida, Malpighiales, Salicaceae.